Ornithorhynchus anatinus (platypus) is the source of this 8602-nucleotide messenger RNA. It is a transcript of the gene CHD6, whose product is annotated as chromodomain helicase DNA binding protein 6. Gene Ontology annotation, molecular function: ATP binding; ATP-dependent chromatin remodeler activity. The record is from RefSeq and is a predicted model, not a curated record. Lineage: Eukaryota; Metazoa; Chordata; Mammalia; Monotremata; Ornithorhynchidae. Bases 381 to 8579 code for a protein of 2732 amino acids. The transcript is spliced from 40 exons.
UCUGAGCUAAACUUCACCAAAUAAUAGCUGUUUGUAUUUUGGCUGCCGCAGGAGCCAUUUUAGGAAACAGGCCUUGACCGUUGUCAGAGCUGCCCGGCCCCGGCUUUCCAACUCCCUCCUCUCCCACGGGGACGAAGGGAGUUGAUGGUUCCUGCUUCUCGCCUCCUACAUCCGUCUCCUCCUCCGUGUCGCCGCCUCCGGCUCGUCCAAACUCUCCCUUGCUGCAGUUUAAACCCAUCUCCUCUAGUUUGUUCCUCGGUGGACGUGGAAGACGAGCAAGCUGCUUCUUAGAAACACUUCUUAUCCUUGAAAACGGUUAUUAAGUCACCCUUUAGCCUUCUCUGUGCCAAGAAGCAGGCUUCUUCCUCCGGUUGCUGAUAAUGAAAAUACAGAAGAAAGAAAAGCAGCUGCCGAACCUCAAAGUGCUGAGUUGUUCCCCGAUGUCUGAUGUCUCCGUCCCCUGCGAGUAUAACCCCCAGUCCCCAUUUGCCAGCAGCACCGAUCAGGAAGAGAAAAUCACGGACUUGGCCAGUCACUGCCUCACUCAGAAGGACCUGUUUCCAGAGGAGGAGGACGAGGAGAAGGAGGAGGACGAGGAGGAAGCUGAGGACAACACCCUCUUCCCGAAGAAAAUGACCUCCCACAAUGGGACGGAGGACAGUUGGGGCGGGGGCACCGGGGUGAAGAAGAAACGGAAGAAAAAGGACUCCGGCGAGCAAGAAGGGGGAGAGAAGGGAGCCAAGGAUAGGGACCCGAAACCAAAGAGGAAAAGAGAACCUAAAGAACCCAGAAAGGCCAGAGAGCCUAAGAAGCCGAAGGAGCCCAAACAGAAAGAGGCGGUCAAGAGGUCCAGGAAACCCAGGGAGUCCAAAGUGUCCAAGGAUCCGAAAGACAAGAGGAGUAGCACGGAGGCGGCCCCCAAGAUGAGAUCGAAGAAGACCAGCAAGGAGCAAGGACCAACCCCGGUGGAGAAAAAGAAGAAAGGAAAGAGGAAAAAUGAGACUUCGGUGGAGAGUUUAGAGCUGGAUCAGGGUCUACUGAGCCCCUCCCUGCAGAACAUGGAGGAGUCUGCCGACAGUCAGAAGCGGCGCUCGGGACGGCAGGUGAAACGAAGGAAGUACAACGAAGACCUGGACUUCAAAGUGGUGGACGACGACGGGGAGACGAUCGCGGUCCUCGGGGCCGGGCGCACCUCGGCCCUCUCGGCUUCGACGCUGGCCUGGCAGGCGGAGGAGCCCCCGGAAGACGACGCUAAUAUAAUCGAGAAGAUCCUGGCAUCGAAGAUGGUCCAGAAGGAGGUUCACCCCGGUGGGCUUCCCUUCGACAUGGAACUGUUCUACGUCAAGUACAGGAAUUUUUCCUACUUGCAUUGCAAAUGGGCGACAAUGGAAGAGUUGGAGAAAGACCCCCGCAUCUCCCAGAAGAUAAAACGCUUCAGGAACAAACAAGCCCAGAUGAAGCACAUUUUUACCGAGAGUCGGAGCCCGAAGCCUGAUGAAGAUUUGUUCAAUCCAGACUACGUGGAAGUGGAUCGGAUCUUGGAAGUGGCCCACACAAAGGACUCAGAUACGGGGGAGGAGGUGACACAUUACCUUGUGAAGUGGUGCUCGCUGCCUUACGAAGAAAGCACCUGGGAACUGGAAGAAGACGUGGACCCGGUGAAAGUUAAAGAAUUUGAGUCCCUACAAAUCCUCCCAGAGAUUAAGCAUGUGGAGCGUCCAGCCUCCGAGUCGUGGCAGAAACUCGAGAAGUCUCGGGAGUACAAGAACAGCAACCAGCUCCGAGAGUACCAGCUGGAAGGGAUGAACUGGUUGCUCUUCAACUGGUACAACAGAAAAAACUGCAUUUUGGCCGACGAGAUGGGUUUGGGGAAAACGAUCCAAUCCAUCACGUUUCUCUCGGAAAUAUUCCUGAUGGGAAUUCACGGCCCCUUCCUCAUCAUCGCGCCACUCUCCACCAUCACCAACUGGGAGCGUGAAUUCCGGACGUGGACGGAGAUGAAUGCCAUCGUGUACCACGGCAGCCAGAUCAGCAGGCAGAUGAUCCAGCAGUAUGAGAUGGUCUACAGGGAUGCACAGGGCAACCCUCUCUCGGGAAUUUUCAAAUUCCACGUCGUCAUUACCACAUUUGAGAUGAUCUUGGCUGACUGCCCAGAACUGAAGAAGAUCCAGUGGAGCUGCGUCAUCAUCGAUGAAGCUCACAGGCUGAAGAACCGGAACUGCAAGCUUCUGGAAGGGCUGAAGCUCAUGGCCUUGGAACAUAAAGUGCUGCUGACCGGAACACCCCUGCAGAACUCUGUGGAAGAGCUCUUCAGCCUGUUGAAUUUCUUAGAACCAUUGCAGUUCCCUUCCGAAACUGCUUUCCUGGAAGAAUUUGGGGACCUGAAGACGGAAGAACAGGUGAAGAAGCUGCAGUCCAUCCUGAAACCCAUGAUGCUGCGGCGGCUCAAAGAUGACGUGGAAAAGAACUUGGCGCCGAAACAAGAGACGAUCAUUGAGGUGGAGCUGACCAAUAUCCAGAAGAAGUACUACCGGGCCAUCCUGGAGAAGAACUUCUCCUUCUUGGCCAAAGGGGCCAACCAGCACAACAUGCCCAACCUAAUCAACACCAUGAUGGAGCUGAGGAAGUGUUGUAAUCACCCCUACCUGAUCAACGGGGCAGAGGAGAAAAUUCUGGAAGAUUUCCGGAAGACGCACAGCCCCGACGCUUUGGACUUUCAACUGCAGGCGAUGAUCCAAGCAGCGGGCAAAUUGGUUCUGAUCGAUAAAUUGCUCCCCAAGCUCAUCGCGGGUGGACACAAGGUGCUCAUUUUCUCCCAGAUGGUGCGUUGCCUUGACAUCCUGGAAGAUUAUCUCAUCCAGAGGCGGUACACCUAUGAACGAAUCGACGGCCGAGUGAGAGGAAACCUGCGUCAGGCGGCCAUCGAUCGCUUCUGCAAGCCCGACUCGGACCGCUUUGUGUUCCUCUUGUGCACCCGAGCGGGCGGCCUCGGCAUCAACCUCACCGCCGCCGACACCUGCAUCAUCUUCGAUUCGGACUGGAACCCCCAGAACGACUUACAGGCUCAAGCACGCUGUCACCGAAUAGGCCAGAGUAAGGCCGUGAAAGUUUACCGGCUGAUAACCCGAAACUCCUACGAGCGGGAGAUGUUCGACAAAGCCAGCCUGAAACUGGGGCUGGAUAAAGCCGUGCUCCAGGACAUUAACCGGAAGGGCAGUACCAAUGGGGUGCAGCAGCUCUCCAAGAUGGAGGUGGAGGAUUUGCUUCGGAAGGGAGCUUACGGAGCCUUGAUGGACGAGGAAGAUGAAGGUUCCAAGUUCUGUGAGGAAGAUAUCGAUCAGAUCCUGCAGCGAAGGACACAGACCAUCACCAUCCAGUCGGAAGGAAAAGGCUCCACGUUCGCCAAGGCCAGCUUUGUGGCGUCUGGAAACAGAACGGAUAUUUCCUUAGAUGAUCCCAACUUCUGGCAGAAAUGGGCCAAGAUUGCCGAAUUGGACACGGACGCAAAGAACGAAAAGGAGAGCCUAGUGCUUGAUCGGCCACGUGUGAGGAAGCAGACAAAACACUACAAUUCCUUCGAGGAGGACGAGCUGAUGGAAUUUUCAGAGCUGGACAGUGAUUCCGAUGAGAAGCCCACCAGGUCACGGCGCUUGAAUGAGAAAACCAGACGCUACCUCCGCGCCGAAUGCUUCCGCGUGGAGAAGAACCUGCUCAUCUUUGGCUGGGGUCGGUGGAAGGACAUUCUGACCCAUGGUCGAUUCAAGUGGCACCUAAACGAGAAGGACAUGGAGAUGAUUUGCCGGGCUCUCCUGGUCUACUGUGUCAAACACUACAAGGGGGAUGAGAAAAUCAAGAGCUUUAUAUGGGACCUGAUCACUCCCACAAAGGAUGGCCAGAACCAGGCUCUCCAGAACCACUCAGGGUUGUCGGCCCCGGUGCCCAGAGGCAGGAAGGGAAAGAAGACAAAGAACCAGAUGCUGCUCCCCGAGAUCAAGAACGCAGACUGGCUGACCAGCUGCAACCCUGAAGUUGUGCUGCAUGACGACAGCUACAAAAAGCACCUUAAACAACACUGCAACAAGGUCCUUCUGCGAGUCCGGAUGUUGUAUUACCUGAAAGCCGAAGUACUAGGAGAAGUAGCAGAUAAAGCCUUUGAAGGAACCCCUGCCAGGGAGCUGGACGUUCUCCUACCGGAUAUUGACUACGUGGAGAUCCCAGUGGACUGGUGGGAUGCGGAGGCCGAUAAAUCCCUGCUCAUUGGAGUUUUCAAACAUGGUUACGAGCGGUACAACGCCAUGCGAGCAGAUCCAGCCCUUUGCUUCCUGGAGAAAGUCGGCAUGCCGGACGAGAAGUCCCUUUCAGCGGAACAGGGCGUCACCGAUGGAGCACAAGAUGUCGCCGAAAGAAGCAGUACGGAUAAAGAAGAGAGCUCUGAAGACAAGUUAGAUGGACUACAGAAACACUCGGAAAGUUCCAGUUCCUGUGGUGAAUUUGAGAAGAAAGAUGACCCCACGGCAGCCCAGGAUGGCUCCGACCCAGACAAAUCGCCCUGGCCCGUUGCCUCCGCCCUCACGGCCCGACUGCGACGCCUCGUCACCGUCUACCAGCGCUGCACCCGCAAGGAGCCCACCAGACCUGAGGUCCUGGUGCCCGGCAGCCAGGGCUAUUGGUUGCAAGAGGAGAUGUUCCGCAGAGCCUCCGAAUUGGACCCCGUCAGCAAGGAGAUCCAGAAAAGGUGGACGAGACGAGAACAAGCCGAUUUCUACAGAACCGUGUCCUCCUUUGGCGUGGUCUACGAUCAGGAGAAGAAGUCCUUUGACUGGACCCAGUUUCGCCUCAUUUCUCGUCUGGAUAAGAAGACGGACGAGAGUCUGGAGAAGUAUUUUUACAGCUUCGUGGCGAUGUGCAGGAAUGUGUGUCGCCUCCCUACGUGGAAAGAUGAUGGCCCCCCGGAUCCCGGGAUCUACGUGGAGCCGAUCACCGAGGAGCGUGCCGCCAGGACUCUGUACCGCAUCGAACUCCUGAGGAAGGUCCGAGAACAAGUGCUCAAGUGCCCUCAGCUGGCCGAGCGCCUCAAACUGUGCAGGCCCAGCCUCUACCUUCCGGUCUGGUGGGAAUGCGGGAAGCACGACUGGGACCUCCUGGUCGGCACCGCCAAGCACGGGCUGAACCGCACCGACUACUACAUCAUGAACGACCCGCAGCUGUCCUUCCUGGACGCCUAUAGAAACUACGCCCAGCACAAGAGGACCGGGGCUCAGGGCCCGGAAAGCCUCUGUUGCCUCUACCAGAGCAACUCCAAGCUGUACGAAUCCCUCACCUACCAUCCGAUGGAGAGGAUCCGGGAUCCGAUGGAGAACGAACCCGGGAAUCCGGUGACCGUGGACGGCACCGACGAUCGCCUCGGCCACCCCGAAGACAGCCCGCCGGAUGGGACCUGUGAGCACCUGAUUUCCAGAGUCCAGGAUAUCAUUUCCAUCCACCCCGGCGAAGGCUUAUCGCCCGGGGCCUACGGCGAGACGGCGUUCGGCGGAGAGCCGGGCUCGCUCGUUCGGGAGACCCGGGGCAACGCGGAGACCGAGAGAGAGGCCGUUGCCGGAUUAGGGAGCGGAGCCCUAGAGGACGGUCCGGGCGUCUGGGUGGCGAGGGCCACCGGAGACUCCUGCUUCCUUGGUUUGGAAGCGGGAGGCGAGCGGAGCAACAGUAAAGACGAGUGGCAGGUACCGCGGUCCUCUCCCGGGAAGGAAAGGACCCUCGACGAGAACGCCCCGACGCAGAGACCCGACCCCAAGAGGCCCCCCGAGGCCAAACGCAUCAGUAGGCGGACCCCCCCUCCCCGGGACCACGGGAGCCUAAGUGGGUUAGUGGAGAUCUGCAGCCUCAGUGUCUGUAAUUCGGAGAGGAAGCUCCCCUCGGAGCAGCAGUUCAUCGACCUGUUGGAAGACAAAGGCCUCGGAGGCACGCUGGUGCUGGGUCAGAGCCCCAGCGACGACGAGGACGACGAGGACGAGGAGGAAGAGGAGGACGAGGAGGAAGAGGAGGAAACGGGGGCAGCCGCCCUGAGGGAGAGACUGAGGGGAAGGCCGGAGGUUGCGAAACCGACCGACCCUAACGCCCCCGCUCCCGGGGGGCCGCACGGAGGUGCCGUGGGGGAGGAGGCGGCGGCCAAGGGAAGUGACCCCGAGCAAACAAACGGCGGCCCGGGGGAGCCGAGGUGCGUUGGUCGCGCAGCGUCCGAAUGUCACCGCCAACCGAUAGACAGGGGGAAAGCCGAGGGGGGAACCGAUGAAUCUGAGGGGGAGAGUCCCAGGGACUGGGACAGAGGCCGGCACAAAGGCAAAGCUCUUGACAAUAUCACUACACAGGGUGGCGCUGCAGCUGUCCCAUCAGAGCCCUUGAAUACAGACCUCCGGCUUUUCCCAGAAGAUCCCUGGGAGGCCAGCGCAGGAAGGAAGCCCCGUCGCACCGCGUCUCCUCCGGCGGGGAGCGAGCUGAAGCAGGAAGACGUGGAGUCGGAGAGCAGGGAUGACGGGGAGGAGAAGGACGGGAGCUGUCUGAGUCAAGAUUUCCCAGGGAAAUAUUUGGAAGAAGAAAGUAAAAGCUCCACUUCCGGGAUUGCAGGAGACAUCGGGGACGACUUUAACGACGGCAGAGCACCCACGAUCGCUCAGCUUCUCCAGGAGAAAACGCUCUAUUCCUUCUCCGAGUGGCCCAAGGACCGAGUUAUAAUUAACCGCCUCGAUAACAUCUGCCAUGCGGUCUUGAAGGGCAAGUGGCCUUCGUCCACCCAGCAGUACGAACCUCCGAGCACGUUGCCCGCCCCGGUGAUAAUGAGCGGCGGGGCCGUCCGGAACAGCCUCCCUGAUCCCAAAGCACCCAACCCCGGCUUCAGCAACGGCACCUUAGUUGCCCAGAUCCAGAAGGAGAGCUUCCUGGCUCCCAUGUUCACCAAGGAGGAACAGAAGCCCAGGCGGCCGUACGAGUUUGAGCUGGACAGGGACGCGAAGUCACGGAGCCUGGAACCGUUUCCCACCCCGCACGCCCACCAGCCCGUCGUGCUCAACGGCUGGCGAGGGGAAACGGCCCUAGACCUCUCCUGCACCCAGGACGGGUCCCCGGGGCCACCCCCGCCCUUCCCGGGAACCACCAGCACUCCCAAGAUCGGGGCCGUCGGCACCCUCCCAGGAUCCCUGGGCAUGGACCUGUCCGGGAUCCUGCAGGCCGGGCUGAUCCACCCCGUCACUGGGCAGAUCGUCAACGGAAGCCUCCGGAGGGACGACGCCGCCUCGCGGAGACGACGCGGGAGGAGAAAAAACGUAGAAGGAGGAAUGGAUCUCAUCUUCCUGAAGGAGCGAUCGCUGCAGGCCGGGAUUUUGGAGGUUCAAGAAGAUCAGACGCAGCCUGCCCCGUGCACCAUCCACCCGGACGGGCCAAUACCCGCUACCUCAAGCCCGCAGACGGGCCCCGCUGCCAGCGUCCCGGCGGAAAAAGCCGGCCCCAACAAAAGCCUCCUCGACUGGCUGAGGCAACAGUCCGACUACACAAUAGAAGUUCCUGGCUUUGGGACUAAUUUUUCGGACAAGCCGAAGCAGAGGAGGCAGCGUUGUAAGGAGCCCGGCAAAUUGGACAUCAGCUCACUGAGUGCAGAAGAGAGGGUGCCUGUGGGCCAUAAAGAGACAGGACGACGGGGGUUCCUGCCUGACAACAAGUUUAACCGCCUCCUGAGCGAGCCGGUCCCCCGACGGAGAGGGAGGCGGCCGCGCAGCGACCUGAUGAAGACCCCCGGACUGGUGGCGGCGGACUCCUCCUCCGGCAUGGGGCCCCUGUUCAUGAACGGACUGAUCGCCGGCAUGGACCUAGUAGGACUUCAGAACAUGAGGAACAUGCAGGGCAUCCCUCUGGCGGGGCUGGUGGGCUUCCCCGCCGGCUUCGCGGCGGUCCCGGCCGGGGAGGACGUCAAAAGCACCCUGAGCAUGUUACCCAUGAUGCUGCCUGGCAUGGCCACGGUCCCCCAGAUGUUUGGGGUGGGAGGCCUCCUGAACACGCCCAUGACCUCGGCCUGCACUUCGACCGUCCCGACGGCCCUGACAAGCACAACCAAGAGCGGUACGUCCAACUCGGACAAGGCCCCAGAAGACAAAGCGAGGAGCAGCCACGACGGCCCGAAGGAACCGCCUUCCGAAGACAAGGCCGGCCCCAGCUCCUUUUCCGACCAGCCCGAACCUGCAAUAACUCCCACCAGUACUCCUGUAGCUUUUAAUCCAUUUCUCAUCCCAGGAAUGUCACCUGGACUGAUUUACCCAUCCAUGUUUCUCUCUCCCGGCAUCGGCAUGGCACUGCCUGGCCUGCAGCCCACCAGACACUCUGAGACUUCGAGUCUAGAAAGCCAGAAGCGGAAGAGGAAGAAAGCAAGGGGGGACCCCCCCAAUCCAGACCCAGAGACUGCCUCGGGGUCAGAGAGAGAGCCCGGACAUGGUCAGAACUGUACAGAACACACUCCACCUUUGCCCACAGAUAAAGAACGGGGUGUACAAGCGGAGGAAAGCAAUUUAAAAGAAACUAUGACUCCCACCAAUUAGAACUUUUGUUUCAUUAAGAGAAA